Molecule: messenger RNA, 1335 nt
Organism: Hippocampus comes (tiger tail seahorse)
Lineage: Eukaryota; Metazoa; Chordata; Actinopteri; Syngnathiformes; Syngnathidae
Product: potassium voltage-gated channel subfamily S member 3-like
Exons: 2
Biological process (GO): potassium ion transmembrane transport; protein homooligomerization; action potential
Cellular component (GO): membrane; voltage-gated potassium channel complex
Molecular function (GO): voltage-gated potassium channel activity
Source: RefSeq, a predicted model, not a curated record
GCUCCUGAUGAUUGCGUCAUCAUGGUCAACGUUGGAGGUUUCCGGCAAAGAAUGGAGCACGGUGUUCUCAAACGCUUCCCUCACACUCGCCUGGCACGUCUCCUGUGUUGUAGCUCCGAAGAAGCCAUCCUGGAGCUCUGCGAUGACUUUGUUGCAGCAGAAAUGGAAUACUAUUUUGACCGCAAUCCACUUUUCUUCUGCUACAUCCUCAACUUUUACUUGACGGGCAAAAUGCACCUGGCGGACGGUUGGUGCUUCCUGUCCUUCCGCCAAGAGGUCGAGUAUUGGGGCAUCCAGGAUCACCAUCUGGACUUGUGCUGUUGCAACAAAUUCCAAGAACUCCUUGAUCAGACUGAGGACCUGGGCUGGGAUCAGGGGAGCGUGGACCUCCACGACUCAUCGGUGGAGGAGAAGUCCGAAGUGGAUUUGUUCGACGGCACCUGGUGUGCGGAUGUCCGUCGGAACAUUUGGCUCCACCUUGAGAAUCCGUCGUACUCCGCUUCGGCCAAAGCGAUGGCCGUCACGUCUUUGAGCGUGGUUCUGGUCUCCAUUGCGGCCAUGUGUGUCCACAGCAUGCCAGACAUCCGUCAAGUGGACCACAACAAUAGAGAAACUGAACAUCCGGGGCUUGCCUUCCUCGAAAACCUUUGCGUCUUCUUAUUUUCCGCAGAGUUUCUCCUCCGUCUGGCCGUGGUUCCGUCAGCCAAGAAGUUCUUGUGCAGCCCUCUCAAUGUUAUCGACUUGAUGUCCAUCACUCCUUUCUACGUGACCUUGGCUUGGGAUUUCGGCCCGGUGGCCGAAGAUGACAACUCGGAGUUGGAGAACGUUGGUAAAGCGAUGCAGAUCUUGAGGCUCAUGCGACUGUUCCGCAUUCUCAAACUGGCCCGCCACUCGGCCGGCCUCCGCUCUCUUGGUGCCACGCUGCGACACAGCGGCCGUGAGGUGGGGCUCCUGACGCUUUUCUUAUUUGUGGGAAUCUCCAUGUUCUCUGCCCUCAUGUACUUUGUAGAAAAGGAGGCCCCGGAGUCCGAGCUGCAGACCAUCCCUAUCGGCUGGUGGUGGGCCACCAUCAGCAUGACAACGGUGGGCUAUGGGGACACCUUUCCUGUUACUCUCGCUGGGAAGGUCAUAGCAACGCUCUGCAUUCUCUCUGGGCUGCUUAUUGUGGCUUUGCCCAUCACCAACAUCUUCAAUACGUUCUCGAACUUCUACCAGAAACAAAAGAAAGUAGACGGCUUUUCAAAUCACGAACCAGCGACUUCAUUAUAUGGCAAUCAUUCUCUCCUCCAGAAGGAGACUCUCCUCCAGAAGGACCAAGCAGCUUCUAUCGCAUGA